AUGGCCUCCAAGUGUGUCCACAAGGGCUGCGGGAAGGAGUUCACCGACCCCGAAGAGCCCUGCGUUUACCAUCCCGGCCCGCCAGUGUUCCACGAAGGUCAAAAAGGCUGGAAAUGCUGCAAGCCCCGCGUUCUCACCUUCGAUGAAUUCCUCGCCAUCCCCCCAUGCACCACGGGCAAACACUCCACCGUCGACGAUACCCCUCAGCCUGCCCCGCAACCGGUCGUCGAAGAGGCUCCUUUAGCCCCGGCCUCGACGCCGGUGGCGGAGCCUCCCCGCCAUGCCAUCUCGCCCGCCAUUGCCCCUCCUUCUAAUGCGCCUACUCCCGUUCCCGAAGAGCCCGAGUCCGACGACCCCGACCUCGAGAUUCCGGCCAACGCCACCUGUCGCCGGAAGGGCUGCAACAAGGGAUAUGAUUCCGCCGUGGCGCGCGAGGACGAGAAAUGCGUGUUCCACCCCGGCGCACCCAUCUUCCACGAGGGCAGCAAGGGCUGGUCCUGCUGUAAGAAGCGGGUGCUCGAGUUCGAUGAGUUCUUGAAGAUCCAGGGCUGCACGGAGAAGACGAAGCAUCUGUUUGUUGGAAAGGGCAAGCCCCCGGGUGAGGAGAAGGUGGACACCGUCAGAAACGACUUCUACCAGACGCCAUCCUCCGUCAACGUCUCUCUCUACCUGAAGAAGAUCGACAAAGAGAACGCAAAGGUCCAGUUCACCGCCACAUCCUUGGAGUUGGAUCUUCCUACGACGGACAACAAGCGGUACAAGGAUACCUAUCAGCUGUUCGCACCAAUCGAUGCCGAGAAGUCCCAGUUCCGUGUCAUGGGGACGAAGCUGGAACUGACACUGGUCAAAGCGGACGGCACCAGCUGGCCGGUGCUGCGGAGCGACGAUAAAUGGACUGGAGAGCGCAUCCAGGUCGGAAAGGCUGGCAGGGCUUGA
This is a messenger RNA of Aspergillus aculeatinus CBS 121060, 936 nucleotides long. RefSeq names its product chord-domain-containing protein. The coding region runs from base 1 to 936 and encodes 311 amino acids. Lineage: Eukaryota; Fungi; Ascomycota; Eurotiomycetes; Eurotiales; Aspergillaceae. The record is from RefSeq and is a predicted model, not a curated record. The transcript is spliced from 3 exons.